AUGGCGGACGACGGGAGGAUUUGUGUGGACAGCAAGCAAUCGGUGCUGAAAAUUCAUGAAAAAUUAAGGAAGGAGGUCCAUAAAAUAGCCGAAAAGAAGUCUUGGUCUGCUGAACAAAAGGAAGAAUUCGAGAAAAAGAUCCUUGAGGUGGGACGCUAAAAGUUGCCACGUUGAUCUGUUAUAAGCUUAACUUACUUUUGUUUAUUACCUUAAAUGCUCUGCUUGAUCGCUUCUCUGACUUGGUUUUUUAUUCUUGUGAAGCUUUAUAAAGAGUCAGUGGAGGAAACUGUUCAAGCAAAUGUGGUAGUUGGAGGGCAAGACUGGAACAAUGUAUCCCAGUCUGAAGAUUCAAGCAUUUCUGUAGUUCGGGAGGGUAAGCUUAUAAAUUAUCUGUAACAAACGAGUUUGAUUCUUCAGAUCAAUAACUUUAUUUAACCAUGGAGUCUUUUUCAUUACAAAGUACUCUCCCAAGGGUCCGUGCACUUUACCAAUAAGUUACACAUAAUAAUUUUAAAUACUUAAACGUAUGUCAUUACAAUUAUAAAAAUUAUUUGAUUUUAAAAUUAAAGUAUGAAAAAUUAAUUAAACUAGUAGCCUACCUAGCCUUCACUCAUUAGUUCAAUUAAGAAAAUUAUUUAAACUAGUGGCCUGCUUAGCCUCGACUGACAGACCAUUCCAUAGAACAGCACCCCUAUACCAGAAACUCCAUUUAAAUGCCUCAGAGUAUGGUAUUGAAACGAAGAGAUUGUGUUGCGAACCCCGCAGAUUAUGUGUUUGAAUGGAAUUGGUGUAGGCAAAUUCCUCUGAUAUCUAUUCGGGUACUUGCCUGUUCACUGUUUUGAAUAGUACUGUCGACUCUCUCUUAACGGACACCUCUAUAAGACGGACACCUCUGUAAAACGGACACCUAUAGUUGGUCCCUGCCUUUCUUUACUCCUUCUAUUUGACUUUCUAUAAGACGGACAUCUCUCUAAGAUGGACAGCUAGUGCCGGUCCCAAAGGUGUCCGUCUUAGAGAGAGCUGACUGUAACGUUUUUAAUUGUUUUUUACAGCAGUUUAAAGGUUGACGUCAUCGCUUCUUAUCCAGGAUAAAUGUCAUUUAAAGGAGCUUUUAGUUGUUCCGCGUUUCACGAGGAAUAGAGUCAUAUUUAAGUUGUAAUCAGCUGAAAUCAAGUCAACAUUGCCAUUGCGUUUAAGCUUACAUUUACAUGGGUUAACCUUGCAAGAUCAUUGCAACAUAAGUGCAAGCUUAUAAACAUAAACAGCGUUUGCUUAUGACUCUGUUGCUUAUUGCCUAGUGAUAGUGUCGCAAACAAAAGUGAAUGAAUAUGCCAAUCACAAUGUACAGGAACAGACCUUGUGAUUGGUUUCUUCUUUUGCAGUUUUUGGUCAUCUCUCUACCAGCAAAAUUGCCACCAAGAAGUCAACUCCCAAAACAAUAACUCUGACAAUUGACACAGUUUACUUACCUAGUAUUGCUUACGUAGGAUUUUUACUUUUUUGUCAAACCCAAAUACUAAACUGUCAAUCUUAAUUGACCAUCGUAAGAUCAAUUUCACAUGUUCUUGGCCCGAGACUCGUGCAUGUGCUAGGGAUUGCGACGUAGUAUUUCCCAGAUUACCAAAGGAUCCUUACCUUCCAUACAAUUUCUUUAAAAAAAACUGACAGAAAAUUCUUUUUGAAUAAAUAUGAUUAAGUAACAUUUUAGUUUCAUUUGUUGUGAAUGUAUUCUUGCAGGGGGUUAGAUAUUCACGGCUUGAAAUGACUAAGGCUUAAAAGUAAUGUGUAUUUUAGAGGUAUAUAGUAAAAAAGUGUUACAUAAGUAGGUUGAGUAUGAUCGCCCGGGUGAACAUACUCCUGAAUAGGAGUGUUGUUGACAGUGACUCAGAUUUGAACAACCUGCACAGUAGUCAUCUUCAGGGUCAAAGUGAGUUUAUCACAUCAGUUGAUGGUAUUAAGCUCUGGUUAUUGACCUGAUCGGUCAAUGAAGUCAUUGUCUGCCACAGCACUGACUCAGUCUUUGGUUUAUCACACAUUUAGACAUUCAUCUAAAACAUACCUGAGAAUUGGCUUGGGUUCUUGAAGGCAGCCUGGUAGGGUUUAGUCGUUUCAAAAUGGCUAAAAUUGAUGCAGUUUUGCCUUUUUACCUCACUUGUUGAUUAGACAAGCAACUUUUCAAUGGGGAAACCUACUUUUGUGUGUUUCAAAAUUGGAAGUGUUUACACAAUUACCGCCGGCCUACUAUGAAAAUUCCUAAACGUUGAUGGGGUCUUGCAGAAAUUUCUUCCAAUAACCCAAGCCAAUUCCCAGGUAUGUUUUAGAUGAAUGUCUAAAUGUGUGAGUUAAAUAGUAUGAAGAGAGUUUGGAGUGGUACCACAUGUUACAUAUUGCUGUCGAAAACAAGUAACAAACUUACCGUAUUUAUUCGGCUAUCCCUCAUUUUCAAAUUUUUUCAAUACGACGAGCCUCGCUAUUGCCCUGGAAGUAUCUUCUAGUGAAAUAAGGACUGCUUAGUUCCUUGAAAGUGUCCAAAUUUCUCCAUGGACCUUUGUUUGCGAAUGCAAAGAAAGUUGAUGUUUGUGAAUUUUAGGUUAAAAAUUAGGCAAUUUUAAGACUCCGACAUUGAAAACCGAUCUUCUAAUCUUUCUCAAAAUUAAAAUUCUUUUGGCAGGAACAAUCUACAUUAGGUUUCUUAUCUACCUAAAAGCUAUCUAUGGACAGAAAGUGAAAGAAAUGGAUUUUCACCUCCUGCCAUGAAUUACGAUUUUGCUUAAUUUUUCCUGACAGUUGCUCUUAAGUCUUCUCUUGUGUCUUUGAAUGUCCAUUACCCUGGUGGUCUUCUUAACGUUUGAUUUUUACUUUUCAGAACUAGAGCCCCUCAACAGAGACAGGGUUGAACAAGUAUUUGCAAUAUGUUCAGAACUGGAAGAUUUAAUGAAAGAUACAACAUUCAAACGGAAAAAUUAUCCACAGCAAAUCACAGAAGGAAUAAAGAAGAUUCUCCAGAGUAAAAAAGAAUUACUCGUAAGUUUUUCAAUGUGGCGUUAGAGCUAGUCGAAAAUGUUGUUAUUCAUGAAUGAGGGCUAGGAGACAAACAAAAUUGAGAAUCAACUUAGGUUAAAAAAUUGUUACAAUUGUUAUUUAAUUUUGACAGGUAUCAAUUCCAAUAGAAAAAAAAAGGAAAAUUGCUUAUCCUGAAAAUGUAUUCUUUCGGUAGGAAAAGUAUCAACCAGCAACAAAAAGUGAUUCCAUAUUGAGCAGUUUCAAUUUCUUAACUUCAGGUAUGACAUUUCUAUGUUUCUGUUGAUUACUUCUAGAGUGUAAUAAUAUUUUCUUGCUGGUGAACAAGAGAACUAGGUGAUGUUUAUCCAUUUGCUGUUAGUUGUAAGUUUCAAAUGAAGGUAUUCUUCUUUGAACACGACAGUGUCUGUGUAUAGAGUCUGUGCAUUGCAGCCAUGUUGGAGGAGUAAACAAUAAAAAUUGUUUGCAUGAAAAUAAAACUUUUUCUCAAAGGAAAAUCAUUUAUUGUCUUACUCCUCCAACACAGCCACUGCACUCAUACGCUAUAAGGGACCUUAAGCAGCAACGACGGCAACUACCGGUAUUAUGAAAACAUGAAUUUGGGCUGCCUCAAACUUCAAAUUUUUUGGUGUUGAAUUCAAAAGGACUGUAUCAAAGUUCAGGAAAAGAAAAAGAAAAAGAAAGUUUUUGUCUUGUGUUCCCAUCCUCAACAAAAUGGGAAAUAUUUAGGCAUUUUCACGUCAUAGUUGUGUAGCGAUGGCUAAGAAAUGUACAAAAAAGCGUGAUGCACAUGCAAAGUUGUUGUUUUGCUGUCGCUGUCGUCGUUGCUUAAGCUUCCUAUUGUGAGGCAGGAGUUUAUUUUCUGUUGGCCAUUUAUCGUGUUUUCCUUUGACACUGUCAUUAUAUUAAUUCCUUAGAUUUUGAUGACUGCAUUCAGAGACUGCAAUCAUUGUCUUCUGAGGUUUCUCAACUGUCAAAGGUUUGUAUACACUAUUUGUUGUUUUUAUGGGAUUACUCAUAACUCAAACAAACAUUGCAAAUCCACGUUUACUUAACGGAUGGAAAUUAAAAUUAAAAAAUUGCAGCAUGCUAAGAGUUUGUCUUUAUCAUUCAUCCAUCUUAUCGCUUUCCACACAUUAAUUACAUGUAUUUUGAUUAAAAUUUAUUCAUUUCACUUCUACAAGUUUCUCUUUCACUUUUGCAAUUACCUAAAAUCACAACAAAUUUUUAAAUGAUAAGUAACUUGCACAGCAGGACUGUGAAUUGAAGGUAAUGAAGUACAUCUCUUCUUUACAUGUAACCAUCACAGAGUUGCAAAGUGAAUAGAGAAUUAGGGUGAAGGAAAAAAGAAAAAAAGAGGGUCAUAACAUAAAAUGAUGCAGAAGCAAGGAGAAUUCAUCUCCAUCGCUUCCCAGAUGCUGAUUGACUAUUCUAGCUGAAGUUGAACUUGUACAGUGUAUACGCAGGGUUUGUUACAAGUCUGACAACAUUAUAAAUAGUAAGGUUAAUUUAAUGGUAAAGAAGCUUGAUAGUAAGGUACUGCCAUUUUACAUAAUGAUUUUACACACAGGCAUUUUAAUCAGCAGUUUAAUUAUCCUGUCUGAGUAAACUGUUCCUAUUUUCUCACUUUUUCAGUCAAUACCAGAACUUCAUGGAAAAGUUCUUCGUCUACAGGAAGUUGUUCAAAACCACAAAGUCAUGCAGAAGAGUGAAACAGAUGCUGUGUUAUUCGGAAGGGACAGUAACAGUGAUGCUAAUUCAUUACCUUCUUCUGGUGAAGUUCCCAUAUCACAGGGUGACCAAACUAAUGAACAAUUAAAUUCCAAGGAUUUUAUUUGGUGGGGAUCAUCUAAGCGAAAGUCAAAUCCUCCUCAAAGACUUGACCCUUCUAAUAACUCACAGGUUUAGAUGAUGAUCUUAUAAUUUAUAGCAUAAUGUUUAAUUCUACAAUAGGCCUUUCUUCACACUCUGCAAGACAUAUCUUUAAAUUAUCAUUUGUUUUAAUUACUCUUUUAAAGUAUCCUGAAAGUGAAAGCGAGAUAGAAGUCCAGCAUAGUAAAUUUUAUGAAUUUCAGAGCUUACAGUAUAUGAUCUAUUGUUUCAUUCUUGUCUUUAA
This is a messenger RNA of Porites evermanni, 5137 nucleotides long. NCBI's taxonomy places the organism in Eukaryota, Metazoa, Cnidaria, Anthozoa, Scleractinia, Poritidae. The record is from the annotation of a GenBank genome assembly.